AUGAAGACUCUCGCAACGGCCCUCCUUUUCGCCGCAUCGGCAGCGGCUCAGGCUGGCCCCUGGGCCCAGUGCGGCGGCCAGGGACACACAGGUGCAACGACCUGCGUCUCGGGACAUUACUGCAGCGUCAUCAACGCUUGGUAUUCGCAGUGUCUGCCCGGCACGGCUCCCGGCGGCCCCCCUCCUCCGCCACCCACCACUCCCGUCCCUCCUCCACCCCCUGUGACGACUGCCAGCCCUCCGACUACUACCCCUCCCACCGCGCCGCCGCCGCCGGUGACACCCGGCACAUGCCCUGCUCUGCCCAGCGGCCUCGGUCCCGCAAACGCAAACCUGCCCAACCCGUUCGUCUUCCAGAACGGCGCCGCUGUCACGACCAAGGCCGAUUGGGCAUGCCGCCAGCGCGAGAUCAGCGCCCAGAUUCAGACGUAUGAGCUGGGAACCCUUCCCGGGAAGCCGCAGUCCGUCACGGGAUCCUACUCGGGCAAUCGUCUGACGAUCAACGUCUCGGACCAGGGCCGGUCCAUCUCUUUCGCCGUGACCAUCAACAAGCCCAGCGGCACGAACGUGCCGGCCAUCAUAGCGUAUGGUGCCGCCAGCAUCCCGGUCCCCGCGGGCGUCGCCACCAUCACCUACAACAACGACGAGGUCGCCCAGCAGCAGGGCGGCUCCUCGCGCGGGCGCGGCAAGUUCUACGACCUGAGUCGGCCGCCGGCUGGCUCGGCCUGCUGGUGCAUCGCCGAAUGGCAGAAGCAGAACGGCCAGAACGUGCAGCCGGCGUUGCAGAUUGUCGGGGAGAACGUCUGGCUCGGCCCGGCCUUCAACACGUACACGAGCAACGUGCGCGCGCUGCCUUUUGACCAUCACAUGCUCGCCGGUCUCGUCGCGCCUCGCGCGCUGUACGUCAUGGAGAACUCGGACAUGGAGUGGCUCGGCUGGACUGCGACGUACGGCUGCAUGGGCGCUGCGAGGAAGCAGUGGGAGGCUCUCGGUGCCCUGGACAACUUUGGCUACAGCCAGGUCGGCGGCAAUUCGCACUGCUCGUUCCCAGCGGCCAAGCAGGGGAGCGAACUGACAGCGUUCAUCAACAAGUUCCUGCUGCAGUCGGGCGGUGGCACGACGAGUAUCUUCCGGACGGAGAAGAACCAUGGCAGCUUCAACUUGAACACGUGGGCUUCGUGGAGCGUGCCCACUCUGACGUGA
Molecule: messenger RNA, 1203 nt
Organism: Verticillium dahliae VdLs.17
Lineage: Eukaryota; Fungi; Ascomycota; Sordariomycetes; Glomerellales; Plectosphaerellaceae
Product: Cip2
Exons: 2
Coding region: 1-1203 (400 amino acids)
Biological process (GO): carbohydrate metabolic process
Cellular component (GO): extracellular region
Molecular function (GO): cellulose binding
Source: RefSeq, a predicted model, not a curated record